AUGUCUGCUGCGGGUAUGAGCUGUCCGGGCUGCGGCUCCACAAACAUUGUAGACGAUGAUCUGUACUCACAGGCUCAGCUGGUGUGUGUGGACUGCGGCUCGGUGGUGUCGGAGGGAGUACUGGCCAAUGAUCCAGUGGGAGGUUCAGAUGUCAGCUUCAGUCGAACCACAGCUGUGGCCAAAAAGCCGUGCGCAAACCAGAUCAAAGGUCUGCAGCGCGUGAAAGCCAUAUGUCGGAUUCUGAUGGUCAACAGUGAGAUUGAGGCUCUCUCACAGACGUACUACAAGAUGGCCUACGAGCAUAAAGCCUUCCUCAAAGUGAGCCUUCAGAAGAAAGAUAUUCUCACUGGUUGCUGCGUGCUUGUAAGCUGCAGGCUGCUCAACUGGCCCAUUACCAUAGGAACCAUCAGCUGUCUACUGGAUGCCGACCCAAUGAUGGUGGGAGCAGUUUAUCAAGAAAUGGUCAAGAACCUCAGCAUCGAGGCCCCGAUCGUCAACGUCACCGAUGUAAUAGAAGCUCACUGUCACGAAUACAAAAUUAGCUCAGUCGAUGUUCCUGAAGAAUUGGCUGAGAACUCGAGGGACUUGACCAAACGAGCCGUGGCUCUGGUGGAGCUGGCAGCAGAUUCCUGGAUUGUGACUGGCCGUAAGCCCAUCCCUAUAAUGAUGGCAGCAACGUAUUUGGCCUGGCAAUCCUUGAAACCCAACAAGCAUCGCCUGAAAUUCUCCCUGGACAAGUUCUGUCAGAUCGCCAAAGUGAAAAAGCUCAAGCCUGCUAUGAAGAGAGUAGCUGAGAUUAAGGAGGUGCUGUGUAAGCUUGGCAAGGAAAUCCCCUGGGUCGGAGGAGCAAUGACACCAAAUAAUGUUAUUCAGCAGGUUGAAUGCAUUCUCCAGCACAGGUAUGCCCUGCUAAGGAGGGCUAUGAGAACCCACGAGGAUGCUCUGCUGGAGGAGAGUCAAGCCAGCUGUGCCGAGCCUCCCCUUGAAGAGACUGCUUCCUCCCAAAUCUCAGAGUGUGUCGAUCAGACUCCAGUUACAUCUGUUGUGAAACAAAAUGGAUCGAAUGCUAAUGGGAAAGAGCAACCAGGAGAUGGAGACAAUAAUCCACAUGCACUGCCAGAGCACAGCGCCACUCAGGAGAGCCAAGAUCCACCAGGAAACUGGGGGAAAAGAGUUCUGUUUGCUCCCCCGUGUGUUAUUCAUCCUAAGAAAAGGCGAGUGGAUCAGCGUGAACACAAGGAUGUGACCGGUGAUGAGGAAAUCUCUGACAGCGAAAUUGACUCAUACAUUCGCACUCCUCGGGAGGCUCGAGACUUUGCUCUAAUGCAGCAGAUGUUGCCUUUAUCUGACAGUGGUAAAUCAUAACCCAGUAACUGCUUAAGGGAUGGGGUUGAAUAUUUAAGUUUAUCUGCAGUUUAUUUUUUAUGACUGUUUUACUCAGGAUGCAGAUAUUUUCAUUAUAUAUGACUGAGAACUGAUUUAUGUAAUGUUAUACAGUCCAUGUAACAGACUGUAUCUUUUGUGUUGCUGCUUAUACUUGGUUCACUUUCAAAAUCUUCACUCAGCACUUGAAAAUGUAGCAUAAGAAAUUUAUUCUGUACAAAUAUUUUCUUU
Archocentrus centrarchus (flier cichlid) is the source of this 1614-nucleotide messenger RNA. It is a transcript of the gene brf2, whose product is annotated as BRF2 general transcription factor IIIB subunit. Lineage: Eukaryota; Metazoa; Chordata; Actinopteri; Cichliformes; Cichlidae. Gene Ontology annotation, biological process: DNA-templated transcription initiation; transcription preinitiation complex assembly. The transcript is spliced from 4 exons. Gene Ontology annotation, molecular function: TBP-class protein binding. Bases 1 to 1365 code for a protein of 454 amino acids. The record is from RefSeq and is a predicted model, not a curated record. Gene Ontology annotation, cellular component: nucleus; transcription preinitiation complex.